AUGCGGUGGAAGGUGCCCCUGCUUGUGGGGCUCAUCAUGCUGGGAACCCAUGUCUGCAGCUGCAAAUUUGUAGACAUCGAUAAGAACUUGAAGGAUUUUGCCAGUGCUGUGGAGUAUGCUGUGUUUCAGUUCAAUGAGGACCAGGAAGAUGAGUUUGCCUACAAGUUUCUACAGGUCCACCGGAGCCAGCGCAAGAGACUGACGUGGAUAUAUUUAAUGGACUUGGAGAUGGGGCGUACAGUUUGUAAGAAACAUGAUGAAGACAUUGACAAUUGCCCAUUGCAAGAAGGCACAGAAGAGAAAAUGUUCAGCCUCCUGAACAGCACCUGUGUGUAG
This is a messenger RNA of Nomascus leucogenys (northern white-cheeked gibbon), 336 nucleotides long. RefSeq names its product cystatin-12-like. Lineage: Eukaryota; Metazoa; Chordata; Mammalia; Primates; Hylobatidae. The transcript is spliced from 3 exons. The record is from RefSeq and is a predicted model, not a curated record. Gene Ontology annotation, molecular function: cysteine-type endopeptidase inhibitor activity. Bases 1 to 336 code for a protein of 111 amino acids.